Molecule: messenger RNA, 1549 nt
Organism: Lycium ferocissimum
Lineage: Eukaryota; Viridiplantae; Streptophyta; Magnoliopsida; Solanales; Solanaceae
Product: gibberellin 2-beta-dioxygenase-like
Exons: 3
Coding region: 396-1391 (331 amino acids)
Biological process (GO): response to light stimulus; gibberellin catabolic process
Source: RefSeq, a predicted model, not a curated record
AACGUUCGUUACUAGGCUAGCAACAUACACAUUUGACAGUUUCAAUGUACGUAGUUCAUAAUCCAGGUAUCUUUACAAAAAAAAAAAUUAAAAAAAAAUAUACUUUUUUCCUCCUCUUUAUCAUUUUCUUUAAGCCAAAAAAAAAAAAAAAAUUACAUUCAAGAAAGAAAAAAAAAAUAAACUCAACUCCAGAUGGCAUAAACUGCCUAGAAAAUACACCUGUACUGUAGUACAUGUGUUACUAAGCCCCAGAUGGCUUACGUUCGUAUAGUAUAUAUAGUUUGUAACGCCUCCUACCUUUUCUCUCAUGCAUAACCAUUUUCCCUAUUAAAAUUUCAUCUUGUUCUUCCUAGUAGAAAAACAAAAACGAAAUUUUGUUGUUGAUCCUAGCAGAUAUGGUGGUUUCAUCUCAACCAAUUCUCCAAAACUCUUCUCAUACAUUUAAAACAUGCAAUAUUCCAGUGAUUGACAUGUUAGACCCUCAAGCUAAAUUCUCUAUUACAAAAGCAUGUCAAGAAUUUGGAUUUUUUAAGGUUGUGAAUCAUGGUGUUCCCAAUGAAACAAUGACAAAUUUAGAAGGUGAUGCUGUCAAAUUCUUUAAUUUACCACAGUGUGAGAAGGACAAAGCUGGUCCUGCUAAUCCUUUUGGUUAUGGUAAUAAAAGAAUUGGAUCAAAUGGUGAUGUCGGUUGGGUUGAAUAUCUUCUAUUUACUACAAACUCUGAAAUUGUUUCAGAAAAAUCCGUCGGCAUUCCUGAAAAUUCUCAGCUUUUCUGGUCUGCUCUCAAUGAAUAUGUCACAGCAGUUAGAAAUAUGGCAUGCCUUGUGCUGGAAAAAAUAGCAGAUGGUUUGACAAUUGAGCCAAAAAAUGUGUUGAGUAGGCUAUUAAGGGAUCAAAAGAGUGAUUCUUGUUUUAGGCUAAACCACUAUCCACCAUGCACAGAACUUGAAGCAUUGAAUGGUGGAAAUUUAAUUGGUUUUGGUGAACAUACCGACCCACAAGUAAUAUCUGUUAUUAGGUCUAAUAACACUACUGGUCUUCAAAUCUCCCUCAGAGAUGGUACAUGGGUCUCAGUCCCACCUGAUCAGUACUCCCUUUUCAUCAUUGUUGGUGAUUCCCUGCAGGUAAUGACCAAUGGGAGAUUUAGGAGUGUAAGGCAUAGAGUCUUGGCAAACAGUAUGAAGGCAAGGUUAUCAAUGAUUUAUUUUGGUGGAGCCCCUUUAAGUGAAAAAAUAGCACCCUUAUCCUCUUUAAUGGAGGAAGGAGAAGAAAGUUUGUACAAGGAAUUUACAUGGCAUCAAUACAAGACAUCUGCCUACAAGACAAGGUUGGGUGAUGAUAGGCUGGGACUGUUUGAAAAGAAAAGUAAAGUACGACAUGGUCAAAAAUAGCCAAAUUUAGGAAAAAUACUUUAGGAUUUUGUCAUCCAAUAGACAAGUUUGGAAAGAUUUUGGUCUUGGUUGGAAGUUGGAAGUCCAAGGUAGGAAAAACCAAGGCUUUUUUUUUGUUUUUUUGUUGUUGUUGUUGUUUCAUCGCCUACUGUUUUUUU